This is a messenger RNA of Phaeoacremonium minimum UCRPA7, 1815 nucleotides long. RefSeq names its product putative modin protein. Bases 1 to 1815 code for a protein of 604 amino acids. The record is from RefSeq and is a predicted model, not a curated record. The transcript is spliced from 2 exons. Lineage: Eukaryota; Fungi; Ascomycota; Sordariomycetes; Togniniales; Togniniaceae.
AUGGGCCGUUGGAGCCUGUCAAAGCGUCGCAAGUUUCGUUUUGACGAGCUACGAUUUGAGGUUCAAUUCGAGGCACCGGUCAUCUUCGUCUGCCCCCCGAGUAACAGCCGCGGCCCCGUCGCCAAUAAGCCGAUUUGGUACAUCGACGGCACCGAGCAAAGCCUCAAGCUCACUCGCAUCGAACUCGACUCCCAGGACGCUGGCAAGGCAAAGCAACUGACGGCCGGGCAGCGGCAGAGACAGGAGAAGGACAGCAUACACACAGCCGACAAUGACCGCGCUACGUGGGUCACGAUGCUCACGGAGCUACAGCGGAUGGAGGAUGAUUCACGAGUGUGGCAGAAUGAGCAGUACAAGAGGAAGCCAGAACACCCGCAGGUUGAGUUCAGGAACCACACUCUGGCAGUGGCAGUUCAGAGCAAGCCUCGAAGCUGGGACACCAUGCCCUCGAACGUGAAGAAGCCAUAUGCCACGACAACAAUGUGCCAUAUGAUUGAGAUGGCGGCCAUAUUGGGAUUGCAUUGGAAAGAGUUUGACCGGUCAAGAGACAAAUACAGGGCAGAGGGAAAUGGCUGCGUACUGACGGGCACUCAUGUUUCCGAUUUGGGCAUCAUGUUUACUUUUCAGAUUGCAGGGAAGAGAAAGUUCACGGACAAUCGGCUGAUCCCCGUCGACGAGGCCAAAGAACUUUGCUUCGGAUAUGUUCCCACCAUCUUUCGGAGCUCUAGUGAUCCUCGGCGACUUGACCCGUUCGAAGAGCCCAAGGAUAUCGAAGUUAUGCAGUUCAGCAGCAGGGCCGAGAUUGCUGAAACUGUCACUUUGCUUGGAUGCAACAAGAACACGUCAAAUUAUUUCCUGAACGAUGGCAAGAAACAUAGCCAUCUCUUUCCAAUCGCCUUCGAAAUAAUCGGCAUGUUGGGAAAAUCGCUCCACAUCAAGAACAGUUGUUUCCGCAUGCUACCUAAUCCUACCAUAUAUCACUGGGACAAGAAAUUCUUCUCCCUGCGCAAGCUCUUGCAUGAAUUCCGGAAGAACGUGGGCAACAGCGAUCUCACAUUACCAACGGAUCGAGUUGCAGCAAUUGAGGUUUUAGCUGAAAGGGUUGAGGAUUCAUGCAAAGUAGCAGGCGGUCAUGAAUAUCCACUAGCCUUGACUGAUGCUCUUCAUGACUCUAUUGACAAGUGCGACGAGUUUCUACGCGGAGAUUCUCGGUCGACUGUCUUGCUCGUUAUACGGCACCACCUACAAGAAGUCCUGGCUAUGCUGAACGAGGAGAAAGUAGCGGAUGCCGAUGGCGAUGGCUCAGACGACGAUGUCGAGCCACCGAAAUUUGAGGACCUAAAUGCUGCCAGUCCUGAAGAAAGACAGAAGAAGUUCAUGGAAAUCUACUUUGUUCUGGUUUUGGACCGCGUCAAAACGAAGGUCCAGCGGGCAACUCUGAGGAAGAGUAGGACUACGGCGGGGACGGACUAUAGCAAUGCAACGCUCUAUGUGCCGUAUUCAGGAACACUGCGACCCGAGACACCUAUAUCUGGAUCUGUGACUCCUUCGCCGUCUCCAUCACCUGAACCGCUUGGGCGAGAUGAGAAGGUGGAUGUCAACGGCACCCCCAACCCUGAUGCUAGCAUCAUACGCUCGACGCUGCUACGAAAGCAUGACAGCGGGUUCAUGGAGGGACGAGCUAGCGACAUUUGGUGUACUCUGCAAUUCCGUAUGCUAUGCUGGCUGUUGCUGCACGACUUCCACAAGAGAGAUGUGCAGAAUGUGAACAAGAGCGAAUUGCUAGGCAGUCGGCUGCCGGUUUAUAUUGCCUGA